AGUUAGCAUGUGAAAGGGAAUGCAGCAGGGGUGAGGAUUACUGCUUGAUCAAGCUCACAAUCACGGACUAUACUAGUAAAGCAGAACGAUUUGUGGUGGUGGAGUGUAGAGGGCAUGAUGCUGCUCGGUUUCGUAACAUUGAUCAUGCUCAUGGAUGGGAGAAAGAUGUUGUGGGUAUGGUUGAACAGGAGCAUGGGAAAAGUAAGAUUUUAAUUUCUUUUGACUGUGAGACUCUGAAAGCAGAUAAAGCAGCCGAAGACCAUAUUAGGCAGUUCAUGCCCAAAUUAGCUGGGAUGGAUGCUGUUGUUAAUGUAGGCCGGAUGAGCAUUGAAGGCUUGGACUUUGAAGCAGAAGCAGAGCAGAAAAAUGAACAUAUUCACCAGAAUAUUUAAAUUACGUUCUGGAAUUCCUGCCCUCAUCUUUGUCGUGCUGAACAGGGUUGUGAUGCCUCUAAUCUUGAAAUCCAUUUUGCUCUGCGUUCCUUUGUGAUUCUGUUGUGCUUUCUAUUGUUCCCUUGGCAGUAAUCAAUCCUAAUGUAUUAACCUUCUGGAUGGUUUUAUCUACUUACAUUAUCAAUAUCCAAAGGUUUGUCAAAUUGUCAUGAGGAAAGAAAUAAACAUGUUCGCCCAAUUGUUUCGCAUUAUUUACAAAUGCUUUGAAUGAUUGUUCCUAACA
Molecule: messenger RNA, 675 nt
Organism: Camellia sinensis
Lineage: Eukaryota; Viridiplantae; Streptophyta; Magnoliopsida; Ericales; Theaceae
Source: RefSeq, a predicted model, not a curated record